Molecule: messenger RNA, 734 nt
Organism: Bursaphelenchus xylophilus (pine wood nematode)
Lineage: Eukaryota; Metazoa; Nematoda; Chromadorea; Rhabditida; Aphelenchoididae
Source: the annotation of a GenBank genome assembly
AUGGUUCAUAUGAACGUCUUGGCCGAUGCUUUGAAGUGCAUCAACAAUGCUGAAAAGCGGGCUAAACGUCAAGUAAUCAUCAGACCUGCCUCCAAAGUCAUUGUCCGUUUCUUGACCGUCAUGAUGAGACAUGGCAAGUAUUUUUUCUUUUUUUGGAUUUUCUUUUAGGGGGUAUUUGGUUCAUGCUUGGGAUUAACGUCGUAAACGUAUUGUCUACGUGUAGGGAUAGGCUGGCGGCUUUUUAUGCUAGAGUUAGAUUUGAUAUAUAAUUAGUUCUGAGCGUCUGAGUUAUCACUGAUUUUUUUGGGAGUCCAUUAAGAAAAAAUUUGAAUAUUUACCAAAGGCCUACGUAGUUCUUGCAGUUACUUUUGCUUGUUUGAAUAAGAACUCGCUCGGAUCCGUUUAAUUCCAGAUAGAAAACGAAAUGCAGUUUUUAUCCACCUUCAUGCCUGUUUUGCAACGUUUCUUUUUCAGGAUACAUCGGUGAAUUCGAAGUCGUCGAUGACCACCGUGCCGGCAAGAUCGUUGUCAACCUUACAGGUAGAAUCAACAAGUGCAGUGUUAUCUCCCCUCGCUUCGACAUCAACAUCCGAGACUUGGAGAAAUAUUGUACUUCUUUGUUGCCAUCCCGUCAGUUCGGAUACAUCGUCCUUACCACUUCGGGAGGAAUUAUGGAUCACGAGGAAGCACGCCGAAAACAUCUCGGUGGCAAAAUUCUGGGAUUCUUCUUCUAA